AUGCGGGGACUGGGGGCCCCUGACAGCGGCACUGUUCAGUGUAAAACCUGCGAUUCGGACCCGUCCGAAUGCGGAGAGGAAGCGCCGGCAAUCUUACGUGGUUCGACAGACCCACCGCAGAACUCUCUAGGCUCAUCGACUCAACUAAGCGAGAAGCAGCAGCAACAGCAGCAACUGAGCGAAAAUGCCCCGGUGCCCCUCACACCGCAGCAAGUGGACGAUAUAUCGGAGCUUUGUAUGCAAGUUAUCCUUGAGCACGAAGCCGAAACAGCCUCUCGCCUGUCAUCAAGUCCACUACAGAGUGUGAUAGGUGCAAGUUCAGUCCCUGCAGGUGCGGCAGAAGGCCAUGAUGUAAACAGCCAGCGGACGAGUGGCUCGAACGAGGAUUCAGAAGAGCGCGCAGAGAGCCGUCUCAGCGCUCCUUCGAACAAUCCCGGACCCUUUGCUGCCUAUGAGGCUUUCACGCCUGCUUGCGCCCAACAGCAGCAUGCCACCACUGCAGCAGGCAACAUCGAAGCCUCGCAGGACACUUCGGUUCCGGAACAGGACGUGGAAUUGUAUGCAACGCGCACUAUAACGGCUCUUCUGCUUGCUGGGCCGACUCCAGUGCGUGUAGAAGACUUGAGGCGCUGCUGGAUGGCCCUCCCUAUGCAGCUUCGAAAGCGGAACCUCACGACGUUGGUGCUCGGCCGCGCGGCAUCCAUAGCCGCCUCUUGCUUCGGGCUUCAGCUUAUGUCUUUCCAAGUGAAAGGUCCAUACGACCCCACCCUGAUUACUGUUUACCACUAA
Eimeria mitis is the source of this 789-nucleotide messenger RNA. RefSeq lists its product as uncharacterized. The record is from RefSeq and is a predicted model, not a curated record. Lineage: Eukaryota; Apicomplexa; Conoidasida; Eucoccidiorida; Eimeriidae.